AUGGAGCAGCCUCACGACACGGCGUGCCAGAUCAGACACAGCGGACUUGUCUGCGGUGCUCAGACGCCUAUGUCGCUCAAGAUCGACGAUGGCGUCUUCGGUGCUGUCCCUAGAAUUCGGUUAUUGACACCGCGAGUCGGUGCUUUUGCUGCCGUCGUAGGUGCCAAUGACAUCAACACCAUCAAGAUACCCGACGAGGUGGCAUCUGACCUGGCUGUAUCCCUGGGGAGUGGAACAGCCAGGGUGGCUUUAUUCAAGUCGCUACAAGUGCCGUGGGUCUUGAUCCAUCUUGUAUAUCUGGUCAAUCCGCUCAAGAUGAUGAUUGGGGGGUGA
Clonostachys rhizophaga is the source of this 333-nucleotide messenger RNA. NCBI's taxonomy places the organism in Eukaryota, Fungi, Ascomycota, Sordariomycetes, Hypocreales, Bionectriaceae. The record is from the annotation of a GenBank genome assembly.